AUGAGUAUCACUAGUAAGCCGGUGAAGGGUUUCCUUUUAGAUAUUACUGGUGUUAUGUACAACAGCGAUCCAGGCACAAUUGGACGCCUUAUAGAGGGAUCAGUAGAAGCAGUUAAUAGACUGUAUGCUGAAAGUGCAGUUCGCUUCGUGACAAAUGAAAGUACACGUAGUCGUAAACACUUAUUCGAAAAGUUAACAAGGCUUGGAUUUACUUUGAAGGAAGAGCACAUUUUUAUGCCUGUUCCGGAAGCUAAACGAUACAUCAAAGAUCAUGGUAUUCUGAAAGAAUUUGAAGAUCUUGAUACAAGCGAUCCGAAUUGCGUCUUAUUGGGUGAUGCCGAAUUAGGGUUUACUUAUGAAACAAUGAAUGCCGCUUUUCGAGUUUUACAUGAAACGAAUGAUCCUUUGAUUAUUGCUUUAGGUUGUGGAAAAUUUUAUCAGCGAAUGGAUGGACCGUGUAUGGACGUCGGUGGUUUCAUACGUGCAUUGCAGUAUGCAUGUGAUGCACGAGUCGUUAUAACAGGUAAACCAGAUGAACAAUUUUUCAAAGCUGCUGUUGAUGAUAUGGGUUUAAAGGCCGAUGAGGUUGUAAUGAUUGGUGAUGAUAUUGUGUCGGAUGUCGGUGGGGCACAGAAAGCUGGAAUCAGAGGUGUACAAGUACGUACAGGAAAGUGGAGACAAUCUUGGAUAAACCAUAGCAUUAAGCCAGAUCUGCUAGUUGAUGACUUGCGAUCUGCUGUAGAUAUGCUUCUGAAGAAAACAAUAAACUGA
Messenger RNA from Cercopithifilaria johnstoni, 771 nucleotides. NCBI's taxonomy places the organism in Eukaryota, Metazoa, Nematoda, Chromadorea, Rhabditida, Onchocercidae. The record is from the annotation of a GenBank genome assembly.